AACCUGGCCAGGUUUAGUUUACCAGGUUUUUUUUUUUGACUUUUUCCUAUCAGUAAAAUUCGGGCCAAUAGGGUAGUGACGCGUUAAUUUGUGGGGGAGCUGGCGGGGUGCGCUUCUGGGUGCGUUUGGUUUGUUACGUCCGUAUAGUCGGUGGCCGCUGAAAUUGCUAGCCCUACUCGCUUCGAGAGAGACCUCGUUGAUGUCAAGGCCACCACGGCACCCCCGAACAAGACUAUAAAUACUCUCCUUCGCUCUGCCUCACGUUCCUCCCCGCUCCACAGCCGAGCUCCCGUUCCCUUCUCCGUCUCCUCUUUGCCCGCGUCCCGCUCGAAACCCACACGCACUCAUCUUCCACAUCCGUGUGCUCCGCUGUGAUGUUGCCGACGGUAGUUUGCACCGUGGCUAUGCUCCCCAGGCGUCGCCUGCCCCGACGGCCCGAGGGUCCUUACGCGUCAGGCCGCCUUGGCUGGAGAGAUGACGGUCAACCCUUGGUUGCACGGCGCGGUGGCCAGCCAUGGGACUGGACGCCGGUGGACCUCCACAUGUUGGACGAGAACAAGGGCACUGAAGACCAUGGCCAGUCCCGUGAGGCCGUGACACCAUGCCUCUCCCACCUCUUUCGGUGGCUUUCUACUGCCCCUGCGCUGGGAGCUCAACAUGGAGGGACUCGCCAUGGAUCGAGCAUCGUCUGGAGUCUGGACGCAACUGCCCACUGCCCUGCAAGUUGACUGUUCCAACGCCCACCAAGUGUUUGAUGUAAUGUUUGGACGGCUGUAGGUAAAAGAAAAUCAGUUUUAUCCAGAAACUAUGUUGCUAUACUCCUAAUUUUGUGUUCUUCCAAGAGAUUUGACUUCACCAUUAAUUGAGGGAAAGGACUUUCCUCAACCAUGCACCAUAUAUUGUUUCCGCAUUCAUUUUUCUCUUUAUUAACCUAGUUAUUCUCUUAUUACCA
Molecule: messenger RNA, 952 nt
Organism: Triticum aestivum (bread wheat)
Lineage: Eukaryota; Viridiplantae; Streptophyta; Magnoliopsida; Poales; Poaceae
Exons: 3
Coding region: 375-728 (117 amino acids)
Source: RefSeq, a predicted model, not a curated record